This is a messenger RNA of Danaus chrysippus (African queen), 1446 nucleotides long. NCBI's taxonomy places the organism in Eukaryota, Metazoa, Arthropoda, Insecta, Lepidoptera, Nymphalidae. The record is from the annotation of a GenBank genome assembly.
AUGCCGCUGCAAAUAAGACGGAAUGCCUGCACUUCAUUCCUUCGGGAAAAUCUGCUGACUAUCCUCACUAUAAUAGGGGUAGUUUCGGGAACUUUACUGGGAUGGGGCUUGAGGGCAUCCGGGAUAGAGUGGUCUAGAAGAGACGUGAUGUACUUCCAGUACCCGGGAGAGCUGUUCUUGAGGAUGCUGAAGAGUUUGAUCGUACCCCUUCUAGUAUCGUCUAUUGUAUCUGCAAUCGGAUCGUUGGACCUUAGUCUGUCGGGGAAGGUUGGUCUCCGCGCCAUCAUCUACUACAUGACGACCACCAUAUGCGCUGUGAUGCUGGGUAUAGCUCUCGUUACCACAAUCAAGCCCGGCAAACACUCUGAGGAGUAUAACACUAACUCCACAAGGAAACUGGUGACCAAGGACACUCUGACUUCGGACACUUUGUUGGAUUUGAUAAGAAACGUAUUCCCAGAGAACUUAGCGCAAGCAACAAUCGCGUCUUACCGCACAAGGCUGACUUACGACCAGAACGACACUAGAAUUAUUAAAGGCCAGUUGGAAACCUAUAAGAUAGAAGGUGACUACCAAAGCGGCAGCAAUGUCUUGGGGUUGGUGUGUUUUAGCGUUGUGCUCGGCAUUACGCUCGGGAAAAUGGGGGAUAAGAGCCAGCCGCUGCAGACAUUCUUCCAUUCACUGUCUGAAGCCAUGAUGAUUAUCACGGGAUGGGUUAUUUGGUUAUCUCCUUUGGGAGUAUUCUUCCUUGUUACAGCUAAGAUCAUGGAGAUAGAAUCCUUCGCUGAGCUGGUCGGUCGUCUGGGUCUGUACUUCAUGACUGUACUUCUGGGCUUGUUUUUACACGGUUUUGGAACUCUUAGCGUUUUAUUCAUAUUGGCUACCAAGAAGUUGCCAUGCCGGUACAUCGCUAAAAUGGGUCAAGUUAUGGCUACUGCGUUUGGUACUGCAUCAAGUUCAGCAACGAUGCCCAUAACGAUUGGCUGUUGUGACGACAUGGGUCUGGACCCUCGCAUCACACGGUUCGUGAUCCCGAUCGGAGCUACCAUCAAUAUGGACGGUACAGCACUCUAUGAAGCCGUGGCCGCCAUAUUUAUAGCGCAGAUGAGAAAAGUCGACAUGUCCUUCGGAAAGAUAGUUGCUGUUAGUGUGACAGCCACAGCUGCUAGUAUUGGGGCGGCGGGCAUCCCUCAGGCUGGUCUGGUUACCAUGGUGAUGGUCUUAGACACCGUCAACUUACCCGCGGAAGACGUCUCCAUCAUCCUCGCUGUGGAUUGGCUACUUGACAGAUUCAGGACAACUAUAAACGUGGUAUGCGAUGCUCUUGGCGCGAUCAUUGUGACGUCACUCUCACAGGGAGAUAUUGAGAAGACAAGAGCAUUACAGAACGACAGAGAAGUAGCCGCUGGUCACGAGCUCACUGAGUUAGAAAAAGGUGAACAUUGA